AUGGGCGAACAGGACAACGACGGUGGUAUCACUCUUUCACUUGCAUGCUUCAUCCAUUUUACAGUGAAUGCUCCUGGUCCUCUACACCGUGUUACACACAAGAAAUACUUUGAUCACUUCACAUGUGUCAGCAGUCAGAAGAGGGAUGUGAAGCCCAUAGCUAGUGUCAUGAAACACAAGAAGAAUGUGCUCUCAUUUAGCUGCAGCGGUGCAGCCACGAUGUCACCACGGCUGAGCAGGUAUCAACUCAAAGAAUGGUUGGCUAUGGGCUUAUCUAUCAGGAAAAUUAAGGGAACGGGGAAUGGAUAUCGCCGCAGAUGGAUCACGAAAGACACCGAGAAGGGGCGGCGGCGUGGAGAUGAAUCGGAUGCCGCGUUCCUCCCUGACUCCGAUGCCGUCUUGCUCCCUGACUCCGAGGUCCUGGUCCUGGCCGAUGAGCCUGUGAACGACGCGAUCUGUGCCUUCCAGGGUGGUGCCUCGUCCCCGGCGCGUGCUCUCGGGACCCUGCCAGGGCCCGGACGCCACGCCUACCUCUGCGCCAUGCCUGAAACAGAGCAGAGUAUCCAGCCGCUCCAAGCACCCAUGCUGCUUUCCUCCUCCAUUGACGCCUCCGCCGCUGCUGAUUUCCCUGUCCACCCGAUGCUCAACUGGAGCAACCGGCUUGUCUUCGACUCUGCUGUUCUCGACGGAGGCGACGUGCUCGUCUUCGCGAAAGGUGUCAUCCGCCGCCAGUGGGCAAACACAGCCAAUCCCCCCGUCCAGUGCGUGUACCGUGGCCAUGAUGAUGGUGUGUCGGUCUCCCUCCCAGCCAUCACUGCGGCGCAACAAGUAGCAAGGUGCCCCCCUCCACCGGCUCUUCUUACUUCCAGCAACACCCAGCUCCGGGUCACACUGUCUGUCACCGGCGAGGAGCCCAUCCCCUCCCUUGCGAUAUACCGUCCACAAAAAAGUGAACUUGCAGCAGUAGCGCCACCUACGAGAAACAAUAUCUGCGCCUGCACAAUGGUGCGGAAUGUCUCAAAGUUUCUCCGCGAGUGGGUGAUGUACCAUGACGCUCUGGGCGUCGACCAGUUUUUCUUGUAUGACAAUGGAAGCGAGGAUAAUUUGGCGGGUAAGGUGGCUGAGUUGAGGUCCACAGGAAUCAACAUUUCCACCGUGGCCUGGCCUUGGACAAAAACGCAGGAAGCUGGCCUUUCCCACUGCGCCGCAGUGCACCAAACAUCUUGCCAGUGGAUGGCGUUCAUCGACGUCGAUGAGUUCAUCUUUUCUCCGGACUGGAAAAAUGUGGAGAAUCCAUCAAAGUCCAUGCUUGAAGCAGUUGUCUCGGUUGACCCACAAAUUGGCCAAAUCUAUCUCCCGUGCUUUGAUUUUGGUCCCUCGGGUCAAACAGCACAUCCGCAGGAUGGUGUCUGUCAGGGCUAUACUUGUCGGUUGAAGACCCAGCAGCGGCACAAGUCCUUCGUCCGUCUUGAGGCUGUGGAACCUUCCCUGCAGAACUCUGUACACCACUUUUCGCUCAGAUCUGGUUUCACUAACAUGUGGACCAGGCUGGCGCGCAUCAAUCACUAUAAAUAUCAAGCGUGGACAGAGUUCAAGUUAAAGUUCAAAAGACGUGUUUCUGCAUAUGUAGCUGACUGGACUGAUCCGGUGAACCUAAAGUCCAGCGACCGAGCUCCUGGUUUAGGAGUUGAAGCUGUCGAACCACCUGGUUGGGCUGACAAGUUUUGUGAGGUAAAGGAUACUGUUAUGCAGGAAUUGAGUGUAAGAUGGUUCGGUACUGGAUUCGGAGGCCAUGGAUCAUACAAGUCGAAGGGUUCCCAUGAAACCCACACCGGUGAUGUUUCCAGUAAUGUUGGUACUCCAAGUUCCUUCUUUUUGCAGGUUCUUGGCGCGCUUCUGUUGGCGCUGGCUGUUCUUCUGGGUGAAGUUGUGUUUUGGUGGGCGCUGGUAGCUGCUGUUGCUGAAUUUCUGUUUUUAGGUGAGAUUAUACUGAUAUCUUGGUCAUCUGUAAUUAGGAGCAACUGCUAUUGUCAGAAAGCGAAGCGUCCCACCAGAGGUUCUAUGUUCAGCCAUCAGUACACACAGGAAUUAAAAGUUACAAACAACGUGCAGGGUGGUGGCAAGGAGCUCUUGCAGCCUCCAAGGUGA
Messenger RNA from Lolium rigidum, 2148 nucleotides. RefSeq names its product glycosyltransferase family 92 protein At1g27200-like. The coding region runs from base 1 to 2148 and encodes 715 amino acids. The transcript has 10 exons. The record is from RefSeq and is a predicted model, not a curated record. NCBI's taxonomy places the organism in Eukaryota, Viridiplantae, Streptophyta, Magnoliopsida, Poales, Poaceae.